Penaeus chinensis is the source of this 1430-nucleotide messenger RNA. RefSeq names its product apolipoprotein D-like. The transcript is spliced from 7 exons. The coding region runs from base 59 to 946 and encodes 295 amino acids. The record is from RefSeq and is a predicted model, not a curated record. NCBI's taxonomy places the organism in Eukaryota, Metazoa, Arthropoda, Malacostraca, Decapoda, Penaeidae.
AGGAACUGUCUUUACACUCGCAAGCAUUGUUAUUACUUGCGGAGCUCUUGUUACCAAGAUGCGAGCUGCGCUUUUGAUACUAUUAGCCCUCGUUGGCGUGUCCAAUGCCGGUGUUUGUCCGAAGUACCCGAUCAUCAAGGAUUUUGACUUCACUCGGUACAUGGGACUGUGGUUCCAGCAAGAUAAACUCCAGGCCUCUUGGGAAGCCCCCGGACGAUGCUGGAAGACGCUGUACUCAAGGGACCGCAAGAACGGCCAGUUCAAGAUGAAGAUGAUCUUCAGCUCCACGAUCACGGGUCGGGUCGAAGAGUACGAUUCUCAGCUGACACUCAAAGGUCCGACCAAACCCUCUAUCAUCGAGUACACCAUUCCUCUCACAUUCAUGGACGACGAAUUCCAAGUGUUAGCGACGGACUACGAGAGUUUCUCCGUUGAGUACAAGUGCGACCCUAACGGCCUUUUGGAGAAGAGAGAAUCCAUCUUCCUGCUGACGCGCGAGAAGUCCCCCUCCCCCUUGGUCCUGCAGCGCGCCUACGCCAUCAUGCACCGCCUCGGGGUCGACAUCCGUAAGCUAGAGCGCGUCGACCAGACCUGCGGCGGCAUCGAGAUCACUGCCCCCGCCGAGCCCAUUUAUGACUACGAUUACAGUGCCAUUCCUCAGACCAUCGAGGGCAACAGGCGUAAACAAAGCGGAAACUACUACUACGACGACUACGACUACGGCCAGGAAUACGCAACUCAGCAGGCAGACCCUUCCAACCACUACGCCCUCUCCUACCCGCCGCAGCCGACCGAUUCCAACCAACGUCCGAGAGCCAGACCUCCGGUGCGCAGGAGGCAGCCCAGCAUCAAGCGCCAGACCGGGCCCAAUGAUGAGAGGAUCACGCUGGGCCAGUCCCUCGCCACACGUCUCUGGCACGUCCUCCACAAGCCAGUGAGGAACUAGGAAGCGGAGGGGGAACAUGUGUCCGAGUAGUUGCUGAGAAAUGUUCCAAAAUCUCCCUGUGAGAGAGAUGUGGGUUUUAUAGAGAGAAAUAUUGAUUUAGGUUAUGUUGGAGAUAUUCUCUUUGCCUGAUUUUAGACUUAGUUGAACUGCUAUCCAAGGCUGUUCUGCUGACUGAAUCCUUUUGAUGUAGAUCUGCAAGUAACGCAUGCAUUAUGAAUGGUUUCUCAAAUCAUGUUGUCUAAAGUCUAACAUAAUUUGAAUUACAGUACCAACUAUUCUUUGUAUACAGUACAAAUUUUGGCUAUAUAUUUCAUGUAUUUCCAGUGUAAUAUUUCGUUAUACACACAUCUUUAUUUAUUAUAUUGUUAUGCACUUUCUUGUUGUUAUGACCUGAAGUUUAUCUAUGUUGAAUAUUUAUGUUGAUAUUUAUUGGUCCUGCGUGGCUUUGAUUUUCUUGACUCAAUAAAACGUCAGAACUGACAAA